Messenger RNA from Labrus mixtus (cuckoo wrasse), 3014 nucleotides. Its product is annotated as OX-2 membrane glycoprotein-like. NCBI's taxonomy places the organism in Eukaryota, Metazoa, Chordata, Actinopteri, Labriformes, Labridae. The record is from RefSeq and is a predicted model, not a curated record. Gene Ontology annotation, molecular function: cell-cell adhesion mediator activity. The coding region runs from base 275 to 1375 and encodes 366 amino acids. The transcript has 8 exons.
CGUGAAACAGCAGAACUCACUUAAGGUUAAAUGUAUGAACUAUGGCGAACUGUGCACCAGUUUCACUUCACCUGUAGCUCUGGAAGAUUUAAAAAAGAACACUGGGAGCUGACUUUUAAGUAGAGGACCUUUUUCUGUCAGCGGCCCGCUGCAGUCACAAGCUGUUUGGAGGUUUGUGGUCGUUCGAGCGCUCUGACGGCGUUUGUGUUUGCAGCUGCAGCCUGGCUGUGAUAGCGGGUCAGCGUGUGAGACUCUAAGCCUGCCUGAGUGUGCCAUGUGUGGACCUGCGCUGCUCCUGUGUCUGCUGCUCUCUAUCGGAGGGACGCACGGUAAAGUCACAGCUCCUGCCAAUCUAAAAGCAGAGGCCGGCCGUCCCCUCCUGCUCGCCUGUAACAUCACAACGACGUCCAGAGACACCGUCCAUCAGGUCCGCUGGCUCAACAAGCACGACGAUGUCCUACUGGCUUACGAGCAAAGCGUGCCGCUACGGAUCAGCCAUCAGGACCCCAACGUGCAGCUCACCACCUCCAACAACGACGCCUCCUACAUCACCAUCAAGAGGGUGCGGCCUGACGACGAGGGCUGCUACCGCUGCAUCUUUGAUGUUUUCCCCUCAGGCUAUCAGGAAGCGCAGACGUGUGUCAGCGUCACGGGUAAAGUGCGCCAGGAGGGCAACAAGACGGCUGUGAGCGGGAAGUCCACCACCCUCUCCUGCUGGUACAGCCUCCCCGAGAGGGUGCACCAGGUGCUGUGGAGGAAGACGGCCGAGCAGGGCGACACCACAACCGUCGCCUCCCACGCCAGACACAGCCACCACAGCGUGGACGCGCAGUUUGCGGGUCGGGUCGACUUGAGCCGAACUCUCGGCGACACCCAGCUGACCAUCCAGCAGGUGAGGACGGAGGACGAGGCGUGCUACACCUGCGAGUUCCACGCGUAUCCGGAUGGCACCAAGAGCGCCACCACCUGUCUCUCAGUUUACGUUUUACCCAAACCAGAGGUGAGCCAUGUCGCCUCGUCCUCGGGAUUCACUGAAGCAAACUGCACGGCUCAAUCCCGGCCAGCGGCAGACAUCACGUGGGACGUCGGCGGGGAAAACAAAACCCUCGGACCGCCCGUCUCCUCUUCCUACGACCAGGGCGACGGCACGACGAUAGUGACCAGCACGCUGUUGUUCCAGUCGGGACUGCUCAGUGAACACUCCGUCAAGUGCAUCGUGCACCACCCGGGUCUGGAGAAACCCCUGACAGCUUUUGUGAACACAAACAUGGGUCCAGCUAUGGUCAUCCUCCUCUCGGUGUGCGGUGUGGCGGCCAUCCUCCUCCUCUGUCUGUGUGUGUGUCUCUGCAAGUGCUUCAUCUGCACUGACGACUGAUUUUUGGAGUCCGGCAUCCCUUCUGCUUUGAUGAAGGACCAGCCGAGCUCGGAGCCUGACCUCGCUGCUCAGCACCGUGCCGUCCAGCUCAGCGUGCAGCGGAAGCCAACAGAGCUUUCACAGAGCCGAGCCGACAUGGCCGGGUUCUGCUUCCAAGAACUGUGACGGCACUGCGUGUACAUACACAGACUCCUCCUGUCAUUUAACACUGAGUGAACAGAACUACAGCUAGAAUCUUUAAUUCUGCACAUUAGUUUUCUUUUAUUAUUGAUAUCUCUGAAUAUGUUGUUAUUCACAUGGCGGCAAUUUUCAUAUUCUUUCCCUCACUGACCUCAAGCUCAGAUCAUGAGGUAAACAGAUGUUGGUGUAAUCCCUGGAUGCGUCUGCAGAGGGCGCUAAACGGCUCGUCCUGCAAAUUACAUGAUAGUUCCCCGAUAUUAAACCCAAGAACUAUACGAGACGCCUUCAAUCCUCUUACAUAAGCUCACUUCUCCCAGCACUGGAGAAGAGUUUUUUGAGCUUCCAAUCGUGUAAAGCUGCUCUAUAGGUCAGACUGACCAAUUGAAAAUUAGGAUAUUUGUGAAUAAAUGGCCGCCAUGUUAAUAAAGAAUAUACUGGUUAAGUGACUUUCCUGCAGUGAGUGUGAGUGUGUGUGAGUGUUCAAGGCAAGGUCUAAAUGAUAUUUAAUUUAGGCUGAUUUAUCUAUCGUGAGUCAUUUUUUUAGUUUGAAGGUUUCUGACUGUGCCGGGUAGCAUUUUAGGAAAUAAACCUUUUUAUAUGACAUUAACACGUAUAGUUGAAAUUUAAAUAAAGUCAUAGACGUAAUAGUUUAAAAAAAAAAACAACCCUAACUCAAAUCUAGUUAGACUUGAUCAGAUCAGAUUUAAUUAGAAAAUGUAGCUCAAUCCUGAUUGGUCCAGUGACAUAUCUGACAUCACUCGUGCAGAUUAGAUAAAACUAAAACUUAAAAACUUCAGAGACAGCGAAGGUUGUGGUCGUGUUUGUUCCCGUCACUCCGAGUGAAGAGGUGAGGAGACGUAGGACUCAGGCCUUUAAGGUCACAUCAGCUGACCGUUGCUGUGGCGACCGAUACGGCCGCCGCAGAAGGUUACGUCACUUAAAAACCCUCCUUUUGUAGUUUUAAAAAGCAGAUAAUUACAGGGGUGCACAGUACGUCCAAGUUACAGUAAAUGUAAAAAAAAAAAAAAAAAAGGAGGAGGCUGAAAUCUGACUUUUUGUGAAGCAGCCCUGUUUGACUCAGACUGAAAGAAUGAAAGGUUUCUUAUUUAUAGCUGCUGUGUGGAAGGGUGGUCAACCUGUAACCUCUGUUACGGGUGGUCAACGCCGCCCAAACUGUUCGUGUGUGUGUGUGUGUGUGUGUGUGUGUGUGUGUGUGUCGUGUCCAUACGUGUGGCUGCUUUUGUUGCCAUUAUUGUUGUACAGUAUUUCUAAAUCAAACUGAAGGGGACACCAGUGUUACAUUUGAGCUUUUCUUUUUAAUAUAUUGAUCUAGGCCUGUGGGCUUUUUGUACAGAAAACACUCUCAGAUGAUCUGUUAUUCUAUUAACAAUUAUCUGUAUAUGAAGACUUCUACAAGGCUAAAAUGUUAUUAAAUGCCUUCAUUAAAGUUCUAAAUUGU